CGACAUCCUCUCAUUUUCACAUCAAUUACAUUCUACUCAGUACCCUCAAUUUUCCCUAACAAUCAAAAUGGCCGACAUUCUCAACCCCAUAAAUAUUUUCAUCAUUCAUCCCCAAUCCCAACGCUACAUAAAAACCACCCGCGACGAAACCGACUCCGAAGAAAACACAACCACCACCAUCGAAACAACCUUUGACCUCACCUUCAAAAUCACAAAAGCCUCCGAUGGAACACCAUCCUCCAUUGAAGCCUUCCCGCCCACAGAGCAACCACCAUCCAAUGAAGCAAAACCGCGUCACUACCGAAUUGAUCCCGACUACGAGACAGGCUUUAUUACGCGGAGCACCAGCGAUCUGCAACCCGAUGAGGAGCGCGAUGUGACGAUUGAGGAUGUCCUGAAGCCGCUUCCUGAGUCGGUACAGGAGCAGUACAAGGCGUGGGUAGAUGCAUAUAAUGGGAGUUACAAGACAAGGGUUGAGGAUACGGGUGAUGAAAAGGCGUCUGUGUUUGCGACUGCGGAAGAGGAGGUGGCGUGGAAUGUCGCUGGGUAUUUGCUGACAUGGCGCCUUACUUUUGCGCCUGAGAUUGGAAGUGCUCAGUAUUAUGGAUUUGGUAAUUCGCGGUCUUUUGUGGUGGGUGAGAACCAGUUGCCUUCCACUGUGGGGUUUCUCAAGGCUGGGGCGGGGGUUUUGGAAAGUGGGAAGCCAUCGAUGUAGUAUCCGUAUUUCCCAGUGAUUAAAAAUGCUAUUAUAGUCUAUCAUGCUUCAUAAUGACAAUGUUCUAUUCAUGAU
Molecule: messenger RNA, 790 nt
Organism: Aspergillus ruber CBS 135680
Lineage: Eukaryota; Fungi; Ascomycota; Eurotiomycetes; Eurotiales; Aspergillaceae
Exons: 1
Coding region: 68-715 (215 amino acids)
Source: RefSeq, a predicted model, not a curated record